Molecule: messenger RNA, 4891 nt
Organism: Carassius carassius (crucian carp)
Lineage: Eukaryota; Metazoa; Chordata; Actinopteri; Cypriniformes; Cyprinidae
Product: mitogen-activated protein kinase kinase kinase 1-like
Exons: 20
Coding region: 21-4325 (1434 amino acids)
Biological process (GO): protein phosphorylation
Cellular component (GO): cytoplasm
Molecular function (GO): ATP binding; protein serine/threonine kinase activity; zinc ion binding
Source: RefSeq, a predicted model, not a curated record
ACAAAACUUCAGGACAGAAAAUGGCGACGGCGGGGAGUCGGACGUCGUCGUUAGGCGGAAUAUUAGACUCCAGUAGCGGCACAAAUGUCGGGAACGGACUUCAGGACAGUUCUGGCGGCUCCACACUUUCGAUCAGCAGCGGGAAAGUGAAGAGAAAUGCCGUGGAGAGUUCGCAGUGGAGGCGGAAGGUGAGGAGUGUGGAUCUGGAUAAAUGCGAGAGCGGGACCGCAGCGCUGCAGCUCCUCACGGUGUCCGGUCCCGGCUCGAUCCAGACCGCUCAUCUGUGCCACAGUGCUCAGGAAUGGACGAGGAGCUCUUUAAAGAGCAGCAGCGAGAGUCCGAGAGCUGAACACGGAGCGGCUGUUUCGGACCUGAGCGCCUCACACAGCAGUCGAGACACGGAGAGCAAGGAGACUCUGCGCGGGCUGCAGAAGAUGGAGGACCGGCCAGAAGAGCGCUUGAUCCGAGAGAAGCUCAAGGCCACCUGUAUGCCCACCUGGAAGAGCGAGUGGCUGGAGAGGCGGAGCAGGAGAGGCCCGAUGGUAGUGAAGCCCAUUCCUCUGAGAGCAGACGGCACUGAGGCGGGAAGCGACAGUCACAGCUCAUCUUCCUCUCAAAGCAGAGGCCAGCGCAGCCCUUCACCUGGACCGUCCUCGUCCUCCACUAAGACCGCCGGGAAGCCUGAUUCUCCGGGUCUGCGCAGACGGAAAGGAUCCCCAGUGCCUAGCGGUAGGGUGACGCCCCCUCGGAGAGCUCCCUCCCCUGAUGGCUUUUCCCCAUAUAGUCCAGAAGAGACCAACCGCAGGGUCAACAAGGUCAUGAGAGCCCGCCUCUACCUGCUGCAGCAGAUCGGACCCAAUUCAUUCUUGAUUGGUGGAGACAGUCCUGACAACAAAUUCCGGGUGUUCAUUGGUCCACAGACGUGUAGCUGUGGCCGAGGGACGUUCUGCAUCCACGUGCUCUUCGUCAUGCUCCGAGUCUUUCAGCUGGAGCCGUCAGACCCUCUGCUGUGGAGGAAGACCCUGAAGAACUUUGAGGUGGAGAGCUUGUUUCAGAAGUACCACAAUCGCCGCAGCUCGCGCAUCAAAGCCCCCUCACGCAGCACCAUCCAGAAGUUUGUGUCUCGCAUGUCCAACUCUCACACCACAUGUACCUCCAGCGCCUCUCCAUCCAGCAACGAAAGCAGCAUGAAGGACGAGGAGGAGCAGAUGUGCCCAAUCUGUCUGUUGGACAUGCUGGAUGAGGAAAGUCUGACGGUGUGUGAAGAGGGCUGCCGAAACAAACUCCACCAUCACUGCAUGUCUAUAUGGGCCGAGGAGUGCCGGAGAAAUCAGGACCCGUUAAUCUGCCCUCUGUGUAGAGCCAAGUGGAAGUCUCAUGAUUUUUACAGUUAUGAAGCACCAUCUACAGUGGAAAGCACAACAAACCCCUCUCAGAGUCAAACAGCUGCUUCUUCUUCAUCUCUUCAUACCGAGAGCUGGAGAACGGGGCAGGAGGGUGACUUCUCUCUCCCACAGUAUGGAGUACAGCACAUCCCUCAGACAUACACAGAGCUCGCCGAACCCUGGAUCAAGGUGUUUGGUUUGGAGCUGGUAGGCUGUCUUUUUUCCCGAAACUGGAACAUCAGAGAAAUGGCUCUUCGGAGGCUGUCCCAUGACGUGAGCGGCGCCCUCCUGUUGGUCGGAGCGGGGCUGGGGACAGCAGCAGGCGAGGUGUCCGGAGACGUGGUGGUGGAGUCCUGCUGUAGCGUGCUCUCCAUGGUCUGCGCUGACCCCGUCUACAAAGUCUAUGUGGCAGCACUGAAAACCCUGCGGGCGAUGCUGGUGUACACCCCCUGUCACUCGGUGUCCGAGCGCACUCGUUUACAGCAGCUGCUGCGGCCCGUGGUGGACACCAUCCUGCUCAAGUGUGCGGACGCUAACAGUCGCACCAGUCAGCUGUCCAUCUCCACCCUGCUGGAGCUGUGCAAAGGUCAAAUGGGGGAACUCGCUGUGGGAAGAGAAAUCCUCAAAGCAGGCUCUAUUGGUAUCGGUGGAGUUGACUAUGUCCUGAACUGUAUCUUGGGCUCUAAAACGGAGGCCAGUAACUGGCAAGCACUGCUGGGUCGGCUGUGUCUGAUCGACAGGCUCUUGCUGGAGUUUCCUGCUGAAUUCUACCCUCAUAUCAUGUCUGGUGGAGACUGUAACCAGGCCCAAAACGCUGUGGAGAGGUACCAGAAGCUGCUGCCUCUUCUGAGUUUCGCACUGCAAUCCAUCGAUAACUCUCACUCCAUGGUGGGUAAACUCUCUCGCCGGGUCUUCUUGAGCGCCGCCCGUAUGGUCGCACGUGUGCCUCAUGUCUUCGUGAAGCUCCUGGACAUGCUCAACAUCACCAGCUCCACUCACUACGCCCGCAUGCGCCGCCGUCUCCUGGCCAUCGCUGAGGAGAUGGACAUCCUGGACGCCAUCCAUCUGGGACUAGACGACCUGCAGACCGAGCACAGUUCACACUCCAGUGCUUUCCUAGGACCCGCAGCCCCCCAGAACUCCCCGUGCACCACCGAGAGAAACUCUCCCACCCCUGAUCUACAGCAGACCACCACCAAGAUGACGCUUUCAGGUCAAGCCCGUUCAGCUCCUGUGGACGAUAUAACAGAGAGACUCUCAAACGUCGUCACAAGCCCUGCUGAGUUUCCAAAGCCCCCCGUUCAGCCCCGAAACAGACCCGUGAGUCAGUGUUUGAACUCCCCAUCAUCCGGUCAGCCCCCAAACCUUCCUUCUCUGUCCAUGGCCAACGCCUCUGCCUUCCCUCCAGAAAACCCCAAAGCCCUGCCACAGUGUUUUAUGCCCAACAAGAUCACCCAGUCCUCACUGAAUACCCAGCGUAAGAAGGGAUUUAAUGGAGGCGACUGUAAGGAUACGGAGAAGCUGCCUUCACCUGUGUUUACCCAAGCUCGACCACUGCACUCGAGUCAGAUCCACCGGCCCAGACCCACUCGCCCCUGUCCCGCUGACGGAGCUAAAGCUUUAAGCCCAGGGACGAAGAGCAACAUGAGACUGGACCUUCAGGAGGUUAGGUCCAGAGAUGACACGGUCUGCAGUGGCGGAUCCACUCUCAUCCCCAGCGAGGACUCUGUCUUCACCCCAGUGGAGGAGAAGUACCCCGGUCUAGAAACCUCGGCCGAUCUCAGCUCCAGCUUGGAGGACCUGCUGGAAACCUCCAUCCCUGCGGCAGACAGCACUGUCACCUUCCAGUCCGAAGUGGCGGUGCUGUCACCAGAGCAGGCGCACACAAACGACGACACAUACAGCGAGGAUGUGACCCAGAACCAGAAGUGCAAGGAGAAGAUGGAAGCUGAGGAAGAGGAGGCACUGUCUGUGGUCAUGGCCAUGUCUGAGUCACAAGAUGCCCUGCCUGUCAUCCCACAGUUACAGGUGGAGAAAGAAGAGGACGUGAUCAUUAUACAGGUGGAUACCCCAGGGACUCUGCCUGGUCAUACCAAAGCAAAGCAGCCAUACCGGGAGGGCAAGGAAUGGCUCAAAGGUCAGCAGAUUGGCCUGGGUGCCUUCUCGUCAUGUUACCAGGCUCAGGAUGUGGGCACUGGCACUCUGAUGGCAGUCAAACAGGUGACGUAUGUGAGGAACACCUCCUCGGAGCAGGAAGAGGUGGUGGAGGCACUACGAGAGGAGAUCCGCAUGAUGGGUCUCCUCAACCACCCCAACAUCAUCCGAAUGCUUGGGGCAACCUGUGAGAAGAACAAUUACAACCUGUUUGUGGAGUGGAUGGCAGGUGGCUCUGUGUCUCAUCUCUUAAAUAAGUAUGGUGCCUUUAAGGAGGGUGUGAUCAUCAACUACACCGAGCAGCUUCUGCGAGGUCUCUCCUACCUCCAUGAGAACCAGAUCAUCCACCGGGACAUCAAAGGUGCCAAUCUACUAAUUGACAGCACAGGCCAGAGGCUGCGGAUAGCUGAUUUUGGGGCAGCAGCACGGCUGGCUUCGAAAGGCACCGGUGCGGGAGAGUUUCAGGGUCAGCUCCUGGGAACCAUUGCCUUCAUGGCUCCUGAGGUGCUGAGAGGACAGCAGUACGGGCGCAGCUGUGACGUCUGGAGUGUGGGCUGUGCUAUUAUAGAGAUGUCCUGUGCCAAGCCGCCCUGGAACGCAGAGAAACACUCCAACCAUCUGGCACUCAUUUUCAAGAUCGCCAGCACUACCACAGCGCCCAGCAUCCCUCCCCAUCUGUCCCCAGGCCUGCGGGACGUCACCCUGCGCUGCCUGGAGCUGCAGCCCUCGGACCGGCCGCCCUCCAGAGAGCUGCUGAAGCACCCCAUCUUCCGGCACAGCUGGUAGAGACGACUGAAGGCCGCUCGGGCCUGGGCUCCUAGUGCCAGUUCUUCUGUCUCUCUCUCGCCUGAACAAUCAAAACACAAUCACUGAACAGAGCCCUGAACGCUGUAGCCUCGACACCUGAUGCACAAACACACUAGCACACGUGUGUCUGGAUAAAAGGGCCAUUUCUGUUUUUAUGUUGAGAUCUCUGCUCUGUUUACUCUCUGAAAUCAGGUGGUCUUUAGUAACAGAGAGGCAGAGAUGUGAACGCAUGAACUCACGCUUUGUUUUACACCAUGAAUGUGGUUUGGUGAAAGACAAAUCUCUGCUAGUUGAACUAGCACACCGCUGAAUGUGAAUGCCUAUGAUGCCCGUAUGGUUCGCUUUUCAGUUCUGAAUGGAGAUCAUGUGUAUAAAUAUCUGGUUUUACUUGUUUUAGCUUAAUGGGUGUAAUUGGGAAAGCCAUGACCCAGUUUUAGACUGUGAGGUGUGUGUGUGUGUGUGUGUGUGUGUGUGUGGAAAGUGUCACUGGAACAUCAUUUCUGAUCUCCAACUCCAUUUCAGUUUUUAUGUUGUGAUUUGACUCC